Messenger RNA from Branchiostoma floridae (Florida lancelet), 2441 nucleotides. Its product is annotated as nucleolar protein 11-like. NCBI's taxonomy places the organism in Eukaryota, Metazoa, Chordata, Leptocardii, Amphioxiformes, Branchiostomatidae. Gene Ontology annotation, biological process: maturation of SSU-rRNA. The record is from RefSeq and is a predicted model, not a curated record. Gene Ontology annotation, cellular component: nucleolus; nucleus. Gene Ontology annotation, molecular function: protein binding; RNA binding.
GUUCCGUCUGUUGACCCAGGUCAGUCCAACAUGGCGACCAUGAGUUCGUGUUUCGACGUUUGCUCGGUGCCGAGUUCUACCCGGUUACUGGGGAUAGAACCCAUGUGUGGAGGAGAGAACAUCAUCGUGACGACCGAGAAAAGUGUCCGAGUCUACAGGGUGAGAGACCAGAAGCUGCUGCACACCUGGUCGAUCCGGCAGGGCGGACAGCUGACCUCACCUGCCCUCUACAAUCCCCGCACUGAGGAGUUCAUUGUCCUGCAGAACAAGAAGACAAUAUGCCUGUGGACCAAGGAAUUGGAACAUCUGCACAAAUGUACCAAAGUUACGGUAAAAAAGCCCAUCUCCCACCUGAAGCUCCUCCCCGAUGCUGACCCCAUCAUUGUGUUUGAGGGAGGCUCCCCCUGGUGGCUGGCCAGCAUCACUGCAGCGCCUGACACGGCUGUGCUGGAUGUGUUAGAUAUCGAUGAGGAGCUGGUGUGGUGUGAUGUCAGGAGGAGGGGGGGCGGUAGAGUGCUGGUCGUCUGCGUCUCAAGGGAAGCAAAGACAAACAAUCAGAGCUCCAGCUAUACUGCCUACCUGUGUGAGAUGUUGCCAGGUAACCAGGACACACCCGACUACCAGACCCUGCAGCUGGCCUCGCCUAGCGAUGCCUCCACCCUCCUGUGCUGCUGUCUGGAUGAGCACCUCCUGUCUGUCUGGUCCUGUGGGUCUGUCUGCUCUCAUUCCCUGGAUUCUUCCCUUGCUGCUGCUGAGGACGAGGGCGUGGUCGUCCCCGGCAACGUCCUUCACAAACUUGAUCUUCCUAAGGGCGGGGUCAGUUCAGUUUCCAUGGUGAUGAUAGGACCUCACCAUGUAGGUUUGGCCAUGGAAGGCAAAGACUCGGUGCAGAUUUGGGACACCAAGUUCUGGACGCUGCAGGCUGAAAGGCCACUACAGGAUGUAGCUGGGAUGGGGGUAGAAAAGCUGUACAGAUACGGUGACCACAUGAUCGUUGCCAGACAGACGUCGGUCGCUGCUCUCUCCUUCUCCAUCCAACCCACAUCACUGGCUGCUGUCAUGGGCAAACAAACUGCAGAGGCUGCUGCACUUGUUCCUCAGGAGUGGGGAGGGCCAGCAAAGAAGAGAAGACAUUUGUCAGAGGAGUCCUCUGCUCUGCUACGGAGCUGGUACUUACUGGACUACUGUCUGGCAGCUCCAGCCCUGGACUGUUUGAGAGAGUGGAGAAGGAAAAUGACCUUGACCUCUGGCGCUCGUCUCUCCAGAAUGUCAAGGAGAUCCCAGAAGCCUCUCUGGUCGCACGUGUGCGGCAUCUGUUAGGGUUAGACGACUCCCUGCUGGCAGCCGAAUCAGCAGCUGAGGUUCCCAUGGAAACGGCGGAACAGGAUGUCCCAGCAUGCCCCCUGUCAGCUGCCAAAGCCACCCUCCUAGACCAGGUGCUGUGCCACUCCUAUAGUGGACUCUUCUUACAGGACAGCCUCACAGAGCUGCAGUUCACUCAGGUCAUGGUGUUUCUUAGAUACCUGCAGUACAAGUUGACCUCUGCACCUGCUCCAAGUCAAGGUCAACAUGGAAGUGUCCUCUCUGUGGACCAGGUUGUUGACUGGCUGUGUGCCCUUGUGGAUGCCCACUUCACCCAGCUGGUGCUGACACCGGAGUCACGUGACGUCCUGCUGGGGUUACACGAGGUCGUCCGACAGCGGCUGCAGUUCUACCAGGGCCUGAACGACCUUGACGCCCUCCUGGCCCAGCUCAAGGACAAGUCUGCACCGCUGGUUACCAAGAAACAAGACGAAAGUCUGUACAGUAUAAGGACUAUACAGAUCUUCUGAGGAGUUUAGUUUUGUUUGAGGCCAUCAGCUUAAUACAACGGUUCUUGGAUGUAAUCUCCAAGUAGAAAGCCACUAAACUUUAAACGUUUCUUAGAUCUUGGAAACAAGACGAGAGUCUAUACAGUAUAAGGACUAUGCAGAUCUUCUGAGGAAUUUAGUUUAACCAUCAGAUAACUCCAGGUAGACAGGCUAUACUCAACUUUUCUCGGAUAUUGAAAACAAGGCAAGAGUCUACAGUGUAAGGACUAUACAAAUCUUCUGAGGAGUUAAGUUUAAUCAUAAGAUUAUACUAUAACAGUUCUUGGAUGUAAUCUCUGCUGUAAGGUAUAAACUUUAAGUCAAAACUCUCUAACAUUUCUCAGGACUUGGAAAGAAGAAGAAAGUCUGUACAGUAUAAGGACUAUACAAAUCUUCUGAGGCCUUUAGUUUAACCAUCAGUUAGCCUGUGUUUACACAAGCUCUCGCCGGCUGGGCUUAAUGACCCCCUCCUGCCUCCUAGGGCGGCGGCAAUCGUAGGGCCGGCCGCUAGGGGCACGAUUUUAGUCAGGCUAACCAUCAGUAAUCUCCUGGUAGAAUGGCAGAACUACAAGAUUCAUCUUCUGAGGAGUU